GGGCGGCGCGAGAGUAGUGAAGGCAGGCGACUAACUGGACAGGCAGUGCAGCAAGAGGCGCGCGGAGAGCCGGUGCGCGCGAUGGCUCGAUACGCCGCCUUUAUUAUCUUUUCCGCGCUUAUCAAUAUCGGGAGCGCGGUUUACAAUAAAGAUCGCGAUAGGCAACGUGCUGAUCCUCGCUUGUUAGAUCGCGCCUGUGAGCUCAGUUCCUGUUAUCCCGCCACUGGAAACUUACUAAUUGGACGAGAAGCAAGGCUUUCGGCUUCAUCGACUUGUGGUGCUUACGGCCGCGAGAGAUAUUGUAUUGUAUCCCAUCUUGAAGAACGAAAGAAAUGCUUUUGGUGCGAAUCAACGAAUAAUACUGCGAACAAUCCAUACCUUAACCAUCGCAUACAAAAUAUAAUAUACAAGUAUUAUCCCGGCACACGUACGAAGUCUUGGUGGCAAUCUGAAAAUGGAAAAGAAAAUGUUACGAUACAACUCGAUAUGGAAGCGGAAUUCCAUCUUACCCAUUUAAUAAUACAGUUCAAAACCUUUCGUCCUAAGGCUAUGUUAGUAGAGAGGUCUUUCGACUUUGGAAAAACAUGGCGAGUUUAUAGAUACUUUGCACAUAAUUGUGACGAAGCUUUCCCUUCCGUACCGAAACACACACAGCGAAGCUUAACUGAAGUUGUUUGUGAAUCACGUUAUUCAGGUGUCGCUCCAUCCACGGAAGGUGAAGUGAUAUUUAGAGUGUUACCUCCGAACAUAAAUGUUACGAAUCCCUAUUCAGAAGAAGUGCAAAAUUUACUUCGAAUGACUAAUUUACGAAUUAAUUUCACAAAGCUACACACACUCGGUGAUGAUUUACUCGAUAAUAGAGCUGAAAUACAAGAAAAGUACUAUUACUCUAUUUAUGAAAUGACAGUUCGUGGUUCUUGCUCCUGUUAUGGUCACGCAUCAAGAUGCCUGCCUAUGCCAGGUGUCGAGUCAAAAAAUAAUAUGGUCCAUGGACGCUGUGAAUGUACACAUAAUACUCGAGGAUUGAAUUGCGAAUAUUGUGAAGAUUUUUAUAACGACUUACCAUGGCAACCCGCUGUAGGAAAAACUUCAAAUGCUUGUAAGAGAUGUACUUGUAAUAAUCACGCCACGACAUGCCAUUUUGAUCCAGCUGUCUACAAUAAAACCGGUAAAAUAAGUGGUGGAGUAUGCGAUAAUUGUCAACAUAAUACUAUGGGUGUUAACUGUGAACGAUGCAAACCAACCUUUUAUCGUGAUCCUACGCUUGAUAUUCAAAGCCCUGAUGUAUGUAAGUCGUGCGAUUGUGACCCAGAAGGAACAACCGAUAAAGAAAUUCUGUGUGAUGAUGAAACUGAUUUUGCAAAUAAUAAAACUGCUGGAAGGUGCUUAUGCAAAGCUAACGUUGACGGAGCUCGCUGCGAUAGAUGUAAAGAUGGAUAUUGGAACUUCGAUCCACAAAACCCUGAAGGUUGCAUAUUAUGUACUUGUGAUAGAUUAGGUACAAUUAAUGAAAGAGGAUGCGAUGCAGCCACUGGUAAUUGCUUCUGUAAGCGACAUGUUACUGGUAGAAAUUGUGAUCAAUGUUUACCCGAAUUUUAUGGUUUAUCGGAUAGUGACGAUGGAUGUUCACCCUGUGACUGUGAUGUCGGUGGAUCUAUAGACCGCUAUUGUGACGUAAUAACUGGACAGUGUAAAUGUCGCCCUAAUGUAACAGGUCGUCGGUGUGACCAACCCAUACAAAACUUCUUCGUGGGUGCUUUAGAUUCUAUAGUAUUGGAAGCAGAAUCUAGUGAGUGUGAUUCACAAAUCGACGAUAACGCUAUACAAAGCCAGCUUUGCCAUGUUGUCAUACGCGAAAACUUCCCUGAUGGUAGAAAGGAAACUUGGACUGGUCCCGGUUUUAUGAAAAUACCUGAAAGUAGUACUUUAGUAUUUGUUAUAAAUAAUUUAAAAACAAGUAUGAAUUACAAUGUACUUAUACGAUAUGAGCCACAAUCUGCAAUUAAUUGGCAAGAAGCAACUAUACUUGUAAAACGACCUUCACCUAUUGAUCCAGAUUCACCAUGUAGUAAUGUUCGUCCUGAAGAUGAUAAAAUUUAUACAAUAUUACCAGCAAAUCAACGAAGCGUUUUAGUUCGGCCACCGAUAUGCUUAGAAAAAAAUAAAGAAACUGAAGUUCGUAUAUAUUUUGGGAGGCAAGAUGGUCAGACGUCGAAUAGUCGUGCAUCGAUAUUAAUCGAUUCUAUUGUUCUUAUUCCUUCUUUUGAUGAUUUGCCAUUCUUAGCCAAUGAUACUGCAGCCAGAGAAGAAUUUGAGCGAUACAACUGUGGCGAUCAAUAUUAUUACGAUUUAAAUAGAGAUAAUGUGCCCGAAAUUUGUAAAAAUUACCAUGCGAGCAUAGGUUUCUACAUAAGAAAUGGCUCCGAAUCUUGUCAAUGUGAUCCUUCUGGUUCAAAAAGUCACCAAUGUGAUAGAUAUACUGGAUAUUGUCAAUGUGUAGAAAAUAUUGUUGGAGCAAGAUGCGAUCGUUGUGCUCCAGGAACAUAUGGUUUUAGUAAAUUUGGCUGCAAACGAUGCGACUGUAACAGUAUAGGUUCUCUUGAUAAUUUUUGUGAUGCCACUAGUGGACAAUGUAAAUGCAGAGCUAAUACAUAUGGCAGAGCAUGUGACUUAUGUCAACCAGGGUACUUCAACUUUCCGAACUGUCAACAAUGUGAUUGUAACGGCCAUGCUAUUGAAUGUGAUGACAAAACGGGUGCAUGUAAGGAAUGUCACGAUUAUACCGAAGGUCACCGUUGUGAAAGAUGUAUAGAAGGAUAUUAUGGUGAUCCUCGUUUAGGGAUUGAUAUUCCAUGCCGUCUCUGUCCUUGUCCUGGUGUAAAGGAUGAUCCAAAUAAAAGCAGCCAUGCUGAUAGAUGCGAGUUAGAUCCUGAAACAAAAGACGUAGUUUGUGAUUGUAAAGAGGGAUAUGCAGGUUUGCUUUGCGAUGUUUGCGCUGAUAACUAUUACGGAGACCCACUAAAAGGCACGUGUGAGAAAUGUGACUGCAAUGAUAAUAUAGAUUUAACAAAACCUGGUAAUUGCGAUCCCUACACUGGAAAAUGCUUGCAAUGCUUACAUCAUACCUCAGGAGAUCAUUGUGAAGUGUGUGAGGAUGGUUACUUUGGAGAUGCUUUAGAACAGUCUUGUUUCAAAUGUAAUUGUUCAGUAUUAGGAACUAAUUUCACGCAAGGUAAUUGUGAUCGUAGUACAGGACAAUGUCCAUGCUUUAAUAAUGUAAUGGGAAUAAAUUGCGAUCAAUGUACAGAGAAUCAUUGGAGAAUCGCUCUGGGCACUGGCUGUGACCCAUGCGAAUGCGAUCCGAUUGGUUCCUUGUCUCCACAGUGUAAUCCAUAUAUAGGAAAAUGUGAUUGUAAACCAGGCCAUGGUGGAAGGCAGUGUGACCAAUGUCAAGAAAACCAUUGGGGUGAUCCAAAUAUUGAAUGUUAUGAAUGUGAUUGUGAUUUAUAUGGUUCUGUAUCGCCUCAAUGUAUGCGUGACAAUGGCUCGUGCCAAUGCAAACCUGGCAUUGGUGGUUAUAAAUGCGAUAUAUGUGCACGAGGUUAUCUUGGAGAAGCUCCCGAAUGCUAUGCUUGUGGAGAAUGCUUUGACAACUGGGAUCAAUUAAUAAACAACUUAAGAAUACAAACAGAAUAUGCAAUUGGUAAUGCCAGUAAAAUUAAAGUAGUUGGCGCUACUGGUGCGUAUACAAGGGACUUCGAAGAAAUGACAAAGAAAUUAACUGACGUUGAGGAUUCCCUUGAAAGUGCCAAGUUAGGACAAUCCACCGUCAAAGAACUUAUUUCCAAUAUAUCAAGCUUACAAGACCACCUUAAUGAAGCUGACAAAAAAAUUAAGGACAGUAAUGAUAAUCUUAAUGCAAUAACAUCUAAAAUCAACUUAGGCAAUGUCACUUUAGAUGGUUUAAGAUCUGCCAUAGAACAUCUUAAGUCGAAAACUCUUGAAUUGGGAAAUAAUGCAACCAAAUUACAAGAAGCUAACCUUGAAGGUGCUCUGAACUUAACUCGUGAAGCAAAACAAAGGGCUGUAAAAGCUGCAGAUGAUGCUGAAAGUGUGCAAACGAUCAUUGCUAACACGGACAGGCAAAUUAAAAAUACGGAUAGACUUAUUGAAAUGCAAUACACUAACUUUAAUAAUACCCAAAAUGAGAAUGAUAAAAAAUUAGAUGACCUUAUAGAGGUUAUGUCGCAAUUAGAUGCUGAAUUACCUAAAAUUAAUGAAAAAAUGUGUGGACAAGACAGCGACACCUGCGAUAUUUGUGGUGGUGCUGGAUGCGGAAAAUGUGGUGGCAUAUCUUGUGAUCAAGGAGCUGUAACGAAAGCUGAACAAGCUCUAGAUUUUGCAAACAAAACUGAACAUAGAAUAAAAGAACAUGAAUUAACUGCUGAAGAUUUGUUUAGAUCGGUAACGCAAGUAAAACAAGAUACGGUUUUAGUGCGAUCCAGAGCAAAAGAUUUAUCACAUAAAUCUAAUGAAUUUAAGUUAUCCGCGGAAAAGGUGACAAACGAUAGUAUAGCAUUAACUGCAGAAUUAAAAGAAUUUUUAUCUAACACAUCUAAUACCCCCGCAGAUGUGAGAAACCUUGCAAAUGAAAUUCUUAAUUUGUCAAUUCGAAUAGAACCUAAGGAAAUUACAGAACUCUCACAAAGGAUUAAUUCAACCGUGUCACAACUAACCAACAUUGAAAAUAUUAUUACAGAAACUAAACCAGACCUUGAUAAAGCAAAAGCACUCAAGCAAAAUGCAACCAUCGUAAACAAGUCCGCAAAUCUUACAUUGGAAAUGGCAAAUAAAGUUCUCGAAGCGCUGGAUGAAGCUCAAGCUGCUCAAGAUGCAGCAGAAAAUGCUAUCGAAAGGGCAAAUAAUGAUAUUGCAGCUGCCAAAGGUGAUCUUCAACCAAUCGCUUUAGAAACCGAGCAAGCUCAGAAAAAAGCUAAUGAAACUAUGGAUGAAGUAGAAGGCUUGAGAUCCCGCUUAUCAGAUUUACAAAAAAAUAUUCUUAAAAUUGAAAGUGACGCAGACCAAGUAAAACAAGAGGCCAAUGACGUUGUGAACAGAGCUGAAGCAGCUGAACAGAAGGCGAGACAGUUACGACAAGAUUUUAAAACAACAAAUAUGUCUCUUGCCGAAAGAGCAAACCAAACGUCUAACUCGCGAGAACGUGCACAAUUACUAUUAAAUAGGGCUACAAAACUAGCAAGUGAUACCCAAAUGCAGCUUAAACUUCUUGCUAAUAUGGAAGAACUGUACAACGACCAUAAUGAACAGCUCAACGUUUUAGAAAAAGAAAUAGGUGAACUGAAUUCUCAAAUGAAUUACUAUUUAUCGGAGAUCACAAAACGAUCCGACAAUUACAGAUCUUGUACCACUUAAUAUUAUUAAAAUUUGAUUAAAAAAACUGCAUUUGUAACAUAUUAUAGUCUCUGACUGAGUGCCAUUUUGAAAUUGUACUAUUAUAUGGCAUGUGUGUAGUGUGACUACGUUAUAAGUUGUAAGACUGUUGAAUAAUAUACUAUGUAUCUAUUAACAAUAUGUUUAAUUAAUGUUUAAAAUAAUGUAACGUUUAUUUUCAUAUUACAUGUAUAAUUUUAAUCUAUACUGUAUACACGUACGUAUGUGUUUGUUAGCAUUUCUGCGAAUACAAUUAAUUAUUUUAAACAUAACAUAUACUAGAUGUAAAAAUAUCCCUUACGUUUGUAAAUAAUGCAUUUUAUCGACAUAAAAUUAUGUAGGUAUCAUAAUUUUUUUCUGAAUUAACUGUGUAUAUUGAAUAAAUGAAAUAAGUAUAACAACGCCAAUUGUUUUUCAAUUGAAUCCAAAGAAUAAUGUUAGUUUCAUAAUUAUUAUUAUCUAAUUGGUCUUUUUAUGUCAUUCAUCAAUUAUUGUAAGUGAUGAUUUAUUGGGUUUUAUUAAUUAAAUAGUAAUUCUAAGUAUUUUGCCUUAGAGAUAUUAUAUACACUGUAGUACAAGAUAGAGAUCGGAUAUGGUGUCUUGCGUUACAUUACGAUUGACGAUAAAUAUAUCGUUUUAUAAAUACCUACCUAGAUAAAGAAAAGUAGUUAUUAUUUCUGUAAAAUAUUGAGGCUAUUGCAUUUAUGUGUUUAAAACUUUAAUGUGCUGCUUUUUAAUUUGUCAUUUAUAUACAAUAAGGCAUAAAUACUUAAAUGUAGAUAAUACUGACUUUGUUAAUAAAACAUUGCGUA
Molecule: messenger RNA, 6263 nt
Organism: Zerene cesonia (dogface butterfly)
Lineage: Eukaryota; Metazoa; Arthropoda; Insecta; Lepidoptera; Pieridae
Gene: LanB1
Product: laminin subunit beta-1
Exons: 1
Coding region: 82-5433 (1783 amino acids)
Biological process (GO): cell migration; substrate adhesion-dependent cell spreading; basement membrane assembly
Cellular component (GO): laminin trimer
Source: RefSeq, a predicted model, not a curated record